Molecule: messenger RNA, 2583 nt
Organism: Xyrauchen texanus (razorback sucker)
Lineage: Eukaryota; Metazoa; Chordata; Actinopteri; Cypriniformes; Catostomidae
Gene: zswim2
Product: zinc finger, SWIM-type containing 2
Exons: 10
Coding region: 114-1853 (579 amino acids)
Molecular function (GO): zinc ion binding; ubiquitin protein ligase activity
Source: RefSeq, a predicted model, not a curated record
GAGCCAUGAACGUUUAAUGGAUGUAAUUGAGUAAAUGUAUUCAUUUCUAGAGAGGUAAAUUAACAAUGGAACUAGCCUGACAACAUUCGCCAAGAAUCUGUAUUGAAUUCAUAAUGUUCCGGAAAACAGUUUGGAGGAAAACAGGGAGUGAUGUUGUAAAUUUACAUCAAGAUCGAGCGCUGAAUACCACCAUUUUCAUUCUCAAAGAGUUUGGACCGAUUGGAUUUCUCCUAAAAGAGGAUGGGGAGUCCAAAAAUUACAAAGUCUGUUUGGGAGAUCCACAUUCGUGCACCUGUCCUACCUUUCAGAAAGAGAAGGAUCUCUGCGUACACAUUUGCUGGGUUUUAAUACGUAAAUUUCGACUUCCAAGAGAUCAUGAAUACUGUUUUCAGUAUGGUCUUGUGGAGAGACAGAUCUUAGAGCUGUUACAAGGGCUUCAUGUCAACAAAACUGUGCCUCCUAAUGACAGGGGCAGCUUGGGCUCAUCAUACCCUGAGGCAAUUGAAGAAGACGGAAGUGUCAGACAGAAAGUCAUUGAGAAAGAUGAUAUAUGUCCAAUCUGUCAAGAAGAACUUUUGCUAAAAAAGUUGCCUGUGACCUUUUGCAAGUUCAGCUGUGGAAACAGUAUCCACAUUUCCUGUAUGAAGGUGUGGGCUGAUCACCAGACAAAGAAAGACUUGCAUACCAUGCUGAAGUGUCCACUCUGUAGGGAGGACUUUAGCACUUUUAAGGAACUAUUUGAACAGGUGAAAAAUGCCAGUGAUGUGUGUACCAGCUGUGAAAAGGAGCGUUUCGACAAACACCUUGGAGUUGUGUGUAACAAUUGCAGGUUCUGUCCUAUUGUUGGGAAAUGUUUCAAGUGCACAGAGUGCAGUUUUUUCCACCUGUGUGAGGAAUGCUUUAAAAGGACCUUCCAUCCACAGCAUUGCUUCAUUGUUCAAAUGAAAAGGGGUCAGCCAUGGCAGACAGUUCCUCGCACAAUGGAGGAAACACAGAAGAUGACACAACACGUCAUGGGUAGUAGCAGCAUGUCUGGUGGGAUAUGUGAUAUAGUCCCAAGCCAUGUAAUAAAGAGUUUGCCAGUGAUGAAGGUUCGAAAAGAGUCCAGACUGCUUUAUCCAGGUGUUCAGUGCAGAAUCUGCCUUUCAAGCUUUAAAUUGGACCAGAAUGUCAGAACCCUACCCUGCAAACACAAGUUCCAUACGGGGUGCAUUGAUCCAUUACUCCACAAGUCUAACUGCUGCCCACUAGACUGGCAUGUCAUCUACAAUCCUCUAACAUGGAAUGCCAGAGGUAGCUGGAUGCAAAACGGUUUGGCUCCACCAAGUGUUGUUCAGAGCAAGCAGUUUUCAGAGUUCUUUCUCCCAGGUAUUGGUUUACAGGUUCAUAAGGAUAGUGCUUCAUCUCAGCUGAGAAAAGUGAGAUCUAUGCCAUCAGUGGAAGAUCCCAGUCCCUCCUGUGUGGGACCACUCUCACAGGGCUUUCGGGAUCUCUGCAUCAAUAGUUCCCACAUAGAACCACACUCAAGAAUUAUGAAACGGAGGUCUCUUCAUAAGGGCUUGUCUCUGGGAAAGGCCAUGCCUACAACAGCUAAGAGGAGAGGAUUAAUCUCAAGUGGGCCCUCAACAUUUCAAUUAACUUGUUUGAAUGUCCAGUCAGCAUUGGCCAGCACAAAGGCGGAUAGAAACCAGCAGAGACUCAUUAGGGUCAUAAAUGAGUCAAGCAGCAAAAGCCCAGCUUGUGGCAGGAUCAGACCACUAAAGGAUGAUCCAUUAGGACAGAGAGCAAGGCCAGAAGGGGUGGAUGUAAAGGAUCUUCAUCUCUGGAUGAGGAACAGCCCUAUCAACUUGUGAGAAAUCAAGAGUAAAGUGAAGGAUAUUCUGAUCAGUUGUCAGCUUUUUGACAUUACCAACAUAGUCUCAAAGACUCACGUUACUAUAUCUACAUUUUUUUGCUAAAUUGUGUUCGUUGUUCGUAUCGUGGCAGUUUCCUGGUGAAAUUAACACUAGAGGCGAUAUAACGUAUAACUUUUAUUCCCUUUUACACUAAUCAAAUGGCAGAUUAUCAGUUAAUAAAAGCGCGUUUUUCGCCUUGUUUCUUAGAUAAUGCUAUCUGAUGACAUCAAAACCUUUUUACUAUAGUGUAAGGUGAUACAUUUGAACAUUUGCAUGACAUAAUCAUCUUAAUAAAAAUCAAUGGGGACCAACACUUCCAAGCUCCAAAGUGGACAUAAAGGUAAUCCAUAGGAUUUAAAUGGUUUAAUCCAUGUCUUCUGAAGCUAUACGAUCAGUUUAGGGUGAGAAAUAGACCAAAAUGUAACUCCGUUUUCACUAUUAAUCUUGACAUCUUUACACUGAGCCUGAUGCAUGCGCAGAGCAUUUUAUGCACACUCUGCCCAUGUACAUGCGCUGUACAGUAACACAGGAUUACAAGUACAGAUGUGAUUCUGUAAAGCCUGCCUGAAUGACAGAUUUUAAAAGUUUAAUCCUUAAUCCCCAAAUAAAAACAAAAAAUGUGUCCUUCACUAAAUGCAAAUAAUUUUAAAUUUCAGAUCAAUCCUGAAUUCAUUAACACAUCCUUGAA